This is a messenger RNA of Acinonyx jubatus (cheetah), 1857 nucleotides long. It is a transcript of the gene SLC2A4, whose product is annotated as solute carrier family 2 member 4. The coding region runs from base 227 to 1759 and encodes 510 amino acids. Gene Ontology annotation, biological process: D-glucose transmembrane transport; cellular response to insulin stimulus. Gene Ontology annotation, cellular component: membrane. NCBI's taxonomy places the organism in Eukaryota, Metazoa, Chordata, Mammalia, Carnivora, Felidae. The record is from RefSeq and is a predicted model, not a curated record. The transcript is spliced from 11 exons.
GUGGGGGUUGCGGGGGCUCUUCGGGUCUCUCCCCCCAGCCCCGCUGCGCCAGAUCCCGGGGAGCCCUGCCGCUCUCUGCAUCCUUGGCUCGCGGCAGUGGGUCCCGCCAGGCUCGCCCUCCGCGCGGUCGCUCCGGGACGCCCGUCGCCCCGCCAGGCCGGGACCGCCGACCCCCAGUCGCCUCCCCGUUAACUGCUGCUCCUGCGCCUCGGGUUCUUGAGACAAGAUGCCGUCGGGUUUCCAACAGAUCGGCUCCGAAGACGGGGAGCCCCCACGGCAGCGAGUAACUGGGACCCUGGUCCUCGCCGUGUUCUCUGCUGUGCUUGGCUCCCUCCAGUUUGGCUAUAACAUUGGGGUCAUCAAUGCCCCGCAGAAGGUGAUUGAACAGAGCUACAAUGAGACGUGGCUGGGGAGGCAGGGGCCGGAGGGACCCAGCUCCAUCCCGCCAGGCACCCUCACCACCCUCUGGGCUCUGUCCGUGGCCAUCUUUUCUGUAGGCGGCAUGAUCUCCUCUUUCCUCAUUGGUGUCAUCUCUCAGUGGCUGGGAAGGAAGAGGGCCAUGCUGGUCAACAACAUCCUGGCGGUGCUGGGGGGCACCCUCAUGGGCCUGGCCAAUGCUGCUGCGUCCUACGAGAUGCUCAUUCUCGGACGGUUCCUCAUUGGCGCCUACUCAGGGCUCACGUCGGGGCUGGUGCCCAUGUACGUGGGGGAGAUCGCCCCCACUCACUUGCGGGGCGCCUUGGGGACGCUCAACCAACUGGCCAUCGUCAUUGGCAUUCUGAUCGCCCAGGUGCUGGGCUUGGAGUCCAUGCUGGGCACGGCCACCCUGUGGCCACUACUGCUGGGCAUCACGGUGCUGCCUGCCCUCCUGCAGCUGGUCCUGCUGCCCCUGUGCCCGGAAAGCCCCCGCUACCUCUACAUCAGCCGGAACCUGGAGGGGCCGGCCAGAAAGAGCCUGAAGCGCCUCACGGGCUGGGCUGACGUGUCUGGAGCGCUGGCUGAGCUGAAGGAGGAGAAGCGGAAGCUGGAGCGUGAGCGGCCGCUGUCCCUGCUCCAGCUCCUGGGCAGCCGCACCCACCGGCAGCCCCUGGCCAUCGCUGUCGUGCUGCAGCUGAGUCAGCAGCUCUCGGGCAUCAACGCUGUGUUCUACUAUUCAACCAGCAUCUUCGAGACAGCAGGGGUAGGACGGCCAGCCUACGCCACCAUAGGGGCCGGCGUGGUCAACACGGUCUUCACCUUGGUCUCGGUGUUCUUGGUAGAGCGCGCGGGGCGUCGGACCCUCCACCUCCUGGGCCUGGCGGGGAUGUGUGGCUGUGCCAUCUUGAUGACCAUAGCUUUGCUGCUGCUGGAGCGGGUUCCAGCCAUGAGCUACGUCUCCAUCGUGGCCAUCUUUGGCUUUGUGGCAUUCUUUGAGAUUGGCCCCGGGCCCAUCCCCUGGUUCAUCGUGGCUGAGCUGUUCAGCCAGGGCCCCCGCCCGGCGGCCAUGGCCGUGGCUGGUUUCUCCAACUGGACGUGCAACUUCAUCAUCGGCAUGGGUUUCCAGUACAUAGCGGAGGCGAUGGGUCCAUACGUCUUCCUUCUGUUCGCGGUCCUUCUGCUCUGCUUUUUCACCUUCACCUUCCUAAGAGUGCCUGAGACCCGAGGCCGGACAUUUGACCAGAUCUCUGCCGACUUCCGCCGGACGCCCUCUCUCUUAGAGCAGGAGGUGAAGCCCAGCACGGAACUGGAGUACUUGGGGCCGGACGAUGAGAAUGACUGAGGGGCCUGGCAGGGGCGGGAGGGCCGUGCUCUCGCCCACCCCCACCCCCACCCAGACCCCCUCCUCACCUGUGCACUUUAACCCUCUCUUCCCUGUUA